UUUUCUUGUUGCUUAUUAUUCAUGUUUUCCGCAAGAUGAUUGUGUAUCAGUGUAUGCCUGCCCUAAUUUUGAUCAGUGAGAUGCUGCGUCUAAUUGGGAGGGGCGAGAGUGAAAUGAAAUAGCAGGAGACACCAUUCUAAACCUCGGCAGAAUCGGAGUAGGGUUUUCAAUCGAAAUGCCGCCAUCCCUGCAAUCCUUGCCCAAUGAACUCAAAAUUGAAAUCAUGACGAGAUUACCAACAAAAUCUCUGAUUUGUUUAAGUGCUGUUAGUAAACCAUGGCUCUCAUAUCUCACCAGUUAUGAAUUCGUCUCUGCCCACCUGUCCGAAGCAGCCACCAAACAGUUCUUCUUUGCAACUACAACCAAUAGCAACAGCCUUUUCGCUCUAAUCAAACAUGGGGACAAAGUCGACUGUGAUCUCACGGUACAAUUCGGACCAAUCAUCAAACCUGAUCAGCUAUUCCAAAAUAAGUUCUCAGUAUCUUUACAUCAUUGCAUUGUGGAGGGGAUCGAAAUCGUGGGCAGCUUUGAUGGAAUCUUUUGCUUAACCUUUACCCGUCGAGAUUCUUACCCGUCAAUUAUAUUAUGGAAUCCUUCUAUUAGGAGACAUGUGUUGUUACCACCUCCCUCCUUUCACACUCCAAGGAAAGGUGGUAAUGCAAUUGGAUUUUGUGUUGCCAGUGACGGUGAUUAUAGGGUUGUGUGGGUCCAUGAAAAGCAUGAGGAUAAUGCUAUGUCUGUUGAAAUCUACUCUCUCAAUUCGGGAAAAUGGAGGAUUAGAAGAUACGGUCAUGAUUUGUUUCCUACGAGGUGGUUGCUUAAUGGUCAGGCUUUUGUAGGCGGUAAGAUGCACUGGAUUGGAUGUGAGUACCACGAGUAUUGGAUUGGAUCUGAAUAUGAAGACGAAAUGUGCUAUACUCCCAAAUGUGAUAUUUGUUCAGUCACUUCAUUUGACAUAAAUGAAGAGCUAUUUAGAGACGUACCACUCCCAAAUAGAUUAAAAGGGUUUGACUUGCCAGGAACAUCAUAUAUUGCUGUGGUUGGGGAAUCACUAGGUAUAAUAGAUUAUGAUUCAGGUUCUUAUGACAUUUGGGUGAUGCAAGAUUAUGGAAAUGUUGACUCUUGGACUAGGCUAUAUGUCAUUGAUAUUCGAGAUUAUAUUAAAAGGUUACCCUUAGUAGUUGCAUUAGACACUUGGAAGAAUCCAGGAGUUUCUGCAGGUGCACACCAAUGGUUUUCAUUCAUGAAUCAUGAGGCUUUUUUUGUGUACGGGGAAUAUGGUGACGAUACAUUUGAGUAUGUAGCUAAGUAUGUGGAAAGCCUUGUGUUGCUCGGACACAAAGAUGCUGUUGCAGAUGUGCAUUUGCUUCAGGCUAUUGCAGUUACCAGGCACAUGGCGGAGGAUAAUGCAGGUGAUGGACAAGAGAUCUAGAUCAGGUGUAAACACAAUGAGAUAUUCAGAGAAAAAAUUGUGAAAUAUCGCAAUACGGUACGUUAGUUCAUCAUGUCUCUAGAUAGCACUUUCUUGUGAUAAGCACUGUUAAUCUCAGACAGUCCAUCCUGUGGUGUCAAUACUACAUUCAUUUUACUGAUAUCAUAUUUGGUUACUUAAGACAUCAUACUAUUAAGCUUAAGAGCCCGUUUGACAACACUGAAAUUGGUUAAAUUUGUUGAUUCUGUUGAAAUUUAUGAAAUUCCGGCUGAAGUGGCUGGAUUGGCUGAUCCUACUAAUUUAUGAAAAAAUUAUAUUUAAAAUAUUUUUUACUAAUAAAAUAAAGAAAAAGUUAUAUGAAAAAUAGUUAAAAUGAUCAUCUACGGUAACCUUAGUCAAUAUAGGCAGAAAAGUAACUUCAUCCUUACUUUUUCUUAUUACUACACAAUUCAGCGCGCGAAAUCAAAAGUUUCGUGUUUGGUGAAAAAGUUGUCUGAUAAGCCGAAAAAACAGUGUUAUCAAAUGGGCUCUAUAUACAUGUGCUUACAGAGUUGCUUAAGAAAUGGUUGACAAUUUUGCAUUUUUUUGGGUUACUAUUAUUUUUAAUAUGUUUUUAUUGUACUUUAAGCAUUUUCAGGACUUUGUGGAGGCAGAUGCAGUAUAAAAAUGCAAUUGAACUAGGGGUGAUACUGACAUGAUUUAGUUUUCAAAACUGUUUCCUUCUUUGUAUUUCAAAGCUGUUCUUGGUAUUCCAAAGCUGUUUUCUUCAUUCUAGUUGCCAGAACCUGUUUUGUUUUUUGCAACAAUGGGGAUCACUCUCUACCUGAUAUUUGGUGCUAUCAGGAGAUUCUGCUAAUUUUACUUUGUACUGUAUGGAUGUGGUGAAGCUACUUGAAGUUGUGCAAUUAGUAGUACUUUAAACAUCCAUACUUUGUUUUGAAAAUGAUAUCAAAAUGAUUGAAAUGCACAUUUUCUAUUGUUGAAAUAUCACUGUUUUGCAA
Molecule: messenger RNA, 2433 nt
Organism: Cuscuta epithymum
Lineage: Eukaryota; Viridiplantae; Streptophyta; Magnoliopsida; Solanales; Convolvulaceae
Source: the annotation of a GenBank genome assembly